Messenger RNA from Myxocyprinus asiaticus (Chinese sucker), 4344 nucleotides. RefSeq lists its product as uncharacterized. The record is from RefSeq and is a predicted model, not a curated record. Bases 1845 to 2852 code for a protein of 335 amino acids. The transcript is spliced from 3 exons. NCBI's taxonomy places the organism in Eukaryota, Metazoa, Chordata, Actinopteri, Cypriniformes, Catostomidae.
CAUCAAGAAACAGAUUUAAAAAAAAGAACUCUUCAACAUAGAUUAUAUAAAGAAGUGAAAACAUGAACUUCAAUUUCAGACAAUUAUUGCCGAUUCUACUACUACACAUUCCAGGGACUUUUAUUUUGGUGGGUGGCGCUGUCUACAUUGUGCGUGAGAGAGAAGUAGAAGUCAGUCUCGCCUUGGACGUUGGAGAAGACGGUCGAGCUGCGCGAGAAGAGUGACACACCAUGAUUGCUGUGUAAGAAGUAGACAUGUUCUCCGCUGAAAAUGUAAAGGACGGCAGAGGCACACAGUCAGUUUAAGUUUUGUGAGUUAAGUGUACAACGACGUGAUCGUGUGAAACUGUAGAUGUAGUUGAAGCAGAAGUUCGGUUGAUUGCGCCAUUGAACGGAGAACGGAGUUAGAGACUGGCCGAGAGCACGAAAAAGAGUUGCUAAAGCCGUGAGUUUAAUUCAAAUCAUUGUUGUUUCUGGUGUAAUACUGAAUUUAAGUUUUUGUAGAAUCAUACUGCGUUUUUGGAGUCAUCUAUGAAUCGUGUCACAGAUCGUGAUACGAUCUGAGUGAUUUUUUUUUCCCUUUUUCUGAUUAUUUUUGGCAUUCAGAAGAGCCAGACAAUUGCAGACGAUCAAAAUUUGCUUUCAAGAAGUGUUUUUCUUGUUUUUAUGGAUCGACCCUAUUCAAGUGGGCCGCCUGCGUGCUGUGACUGAGCCGCGCUGAAGCUUCUCUGGUGUUUUUUGUGCUUAUUACCCUGCCAACCAGACGACAUCUCCUCAUUGUCUUGUCUCAGAUGUUUUGUUUCACUGUUACAAGUCAUCACAAGUUACAAGUCAUCAUAAAUCAUAAGUCAUCACAAGUCAUCGCAAAGUCGACGCAUCAAAGUCAUCAUUGCUACAAUCUGGUACAAAUGUUCUUUACACACACCUAUAUAAACAUUUUACUGAGUUAAAUUGAACUGAACUGAGUUAUUAUCUGAAUUGUGAACCUGAACUGUGAUUUUGAACUAUUUGAUGUGAAUCUGAGUCAAAUGGAAACUGAAUCAUAAAGUUGAUUCAAAAGAGUCAUUUGAACGAAGUUAAGAGUCAUCAGAGUAAUUUGAAGUGGAUCAUUUGAAUUGUACUACAAAAGUCUUUGAUUGAUUCAGAGUUUAAUAACAUCCAGUGUUACUAGUGAGUUAAUUUACGUGUCCAGAUAUUGAAAUUCAUUUUAAAGAAUUUAUAUCUGAGGGGUGUUAUAUAAUGUUUGAAAUUGUUAAGCCUUGAAGACUCAAAGUUUGUAAGACAAAUUCAGAGAAACUGUUAUUUGUUUUAUUUUAUUUCAUUAUUUGAUUUAAUUGUAACAAACCUUUUCAGAAGAAUUCACAGUUUCCUAAAAAAGAGAAAAUAAAUUAUUAAUUGUUAAGUAAUACAGUUGAUAAUUAUUUGUGGAACUUACCUUGGAGUAGGGGCGUCUCACUUACACUAUUUGGUUUGGGGGGGUGGGAACGUGAGCUUAAGUUAUUACUUCACUUUUAUUCUUCAGGAAGCCACAGUGUUGACACUUAACUGCCUGAAGCCCACACUUCUUAUUCCUGCAGUAUAUUAUACAAUAGGUAAGCUAAAACAUAUACACAUUUACUGUGUAUACUGAGACUCAAAGCACCGGGGGUGGGGACUAAGAUCUUGUCACUUCUAGGUCUUCCAGGGUAACGUUGUAGGUCCCCCCUACUAAGCGGGACCUAAGAGCCCGUUACAUUUUGGCAUCACGAACAGGAUACAAACUAGGCAGUCUUAUCUUUUUGUGUGUUACGAGUCCCAGGCCUUACAAGCUGAAAGAUCGCAGAGCUUGAGGAACUGAGGAGAGAGAUGGCGGAGAUACAGAGACGGUUUGCAGAACAGGCGGGAGCACUCGAGCAAGCCAGAACUGAACAGAGUGAAGGCCCGUCACUGGCCAGAACUGUAAUCGAAUGUCAAGCUACUGCGCAUUCGACCCCAUCUGCCAUUUAUAUUCCCAGAGACAGAAAACUACCAGAAUUCAGUGGUCGUUCAGACAAGGCAGGAGAGUUAAGCAUCGAAGAAUGGGUUGCAUCAAUGAAAUCAGCCUUCCAAAUGAUGAAAGUACCUGCAGAAGAUCAUGUAGAGUUGGCAAAACAGCAUCUUAAGGAUGAAGCCAAAGCAACUGUGAGGUUCAUGUUGGGUGGUGGUGAAAAGUCUGCUGACGAUAUCUUUGAAGUCUUACUAGACACAUAUGGAGACAAAGUGCCAGUCGGAACCAGACUGAAAGAUUUCUAUGAACGUAAGCAAAUGCAAGGAGAGACAAUACGCUCAUACGCGUAUGACUUACAAGAGAGACUCAGCCGAGUUCAGCGCAGAGAGCCAAACCGAGUGCCAGAUGCCGAAAGUGUGUUAAAAGAACAACUUGCUCUGGGCCUUCGAGAUGAUUUUCUAAGGCGUGUAAUGAAAAGGCGAAUUAAAGAGGACGCAAAUUUGACUUUUGUUCAGGUAAUGCAAGCUGCAAUCACCUGGUCCGAAGAAGAGGAGACACAAGUGCAAAAUUAUCCAAAACCCAGUACCCGCGUUAGAGUAGUUAAUGCUGAUGCAGAGCAAACUUCCUCUACGCUAACCCUAGAAAAACUGCAUGCAGCUAUACAAAAGAUUGCAGCCCAUCAAGAAGAACUUUACCAGACAGUACAUGGUAAUAGUAGGGUAUGGUUGCAACAGAACCAUCCAAAAAGACAACCCCUGAGGGACAGCGAUGGCCGAUACAUCUGUUAUUCAUGUGGCGAUGUAGUAGACAUUGUACACGAGGUGCUGAAGCAGCUAAGGUGUCUGAUCAGUCUAGACAUUCUGAAAGGAUGGCUGAAACUAACAUAGGAAAUGUUCCAACCUGUACAACACAAGCCAGCUCUGGGCCAUAUAUUAUAAGGAGCCAUGUAGCUGAAUGGACUGAUGAAGUAAUGGAAACGUUGAAAAAUGGUGCAUUUGGAGACUCUCUGAAUAGGGGUGGGGACUAAGAUCCUGUCACUUCUAGGUCUUCCAGGGUAACGUUGUAGUAUUCCCCUACUAAGCGGGACCUAAGAGCCCAUUACACAAACACCUGAAUUAUCUCUUUAACAUGCCGAAAGUGCGCUUGACUACACAACGCAUCAGGAUAUAUGACAGGUUAUAACACUUUUCUCCGUUAUUUCAUCAUUAUUUCAUGAAAGAAUGCUGAUAUGAUCGAAAGAAUAUGUACACAAACAUCUCUUUUAAACAAAAUUUGCUUUACUGCAUGGUUUCAUGUGCCAGUAAUUGCACGAUGUAAAUUGCGCAGGCAAUUUUUGUAAAUGAAGCACAAUCUACAAUGAGCCUACUAGUCAAUUGCGGCAGCAGCAACACUAUUCUCCCGUCGAUGUUCGCCAGAGGACGCCGUCUAAGGCCGUCUUAAUUGUGAGGACCCUUGGAGGGCAGCCAUAUUUUGGAGGAUGCAUCAAGUGCAGCUUUCGUGGCUUUCAAUCACCCACAAUCCCUUAAACAUGUCCCAAUUUAUUAAUAAAAAUUUUGGAAAACAGUCCUUCUGAGUGCUAUACACGACUGUGCACUGUCCUUUUUUUUUUCUCCAUAUCUACCAAUAAAAAUACAUUGUUCAAUAUUUGUUCAUGACACCUAAUUGUGAAUAUUCAGAAAAUAAAAUGCUGUAAAAGUAUUGUUCAUUUUUAGAUGACAAAUGCAAUCUUGCCAUAAAGUUUUACCAAAAAUAUAUUUUGAACAUAUACUUAAGACUAAAUGUUUGUUAAAUAAAUACAGAAGUUAAGAGACAGGGUUACUAGUUAUAAUUUUGAAUUUCUAAUUUAGUUUUAAUAAAUGUAAAUUUUUUUUAUAUGUACAUGAUUUUGUUGUUUUUUUAGGAUCUUAAAUGUAAGUAUAUUUGAUUUUUGUUUUAGUAUUUUAGGACUGGCAGAGUAAAUGUGUUUUCUGCUAACGUUUAAAAAUGGUUAAUGUUACAUUUCUCAGGGCAAUCUGGUGUUGAUGUCAUUAUAGUGGCGAUUUUAUAUUUAAUGAAGGCAGGUUGUAAAGGUUUCGAUUUUUAUAAAAUACUGUAAAAUUAUUUGGUUGGCUUUUAUUUGAGUUAUUUUUAGUUAAAUAGUUUUUUUAUAAAAAGAUAUUUUGGUUUAGUUCAGUUUUUCCCAGUUAAGUUUUUAUUUUUUUUUAUUUUUAUAACAAAAAUAUUUUAAUUUAGUUUUCAUUAGCAUUAAUAACGCUGGUAAAGUUAAGAGAUGCUUCACUGCUCUCAUAGUGACUGUAUGUUUCCUUUAAUAUGAACACACACAUUGGCUUGUAGAAAAAUAUUUGUAAAAUGGUUUGUCACAAUAAUGUUACAUUUUUC